Schistosoma turkestanicum is the source of this 3471-nucleotide messenger RNA. Lineage: Eukaryota; Metazoa; Platyhelminthes; Trematoda; Strigeidida; Schistosomatidae. The record is from the annotation of a GenBank genome assembly.
AUGAGAGCUCAACAGGUUGAGACUCAGUCAACAGCGUGGAUUCGGCCAAAUUUUAGCGGACAUUCAGUAAUAAUGGAUCAGAUUACUACACAACUUGUUCCUUCACAUUUAGGGAACUCAGGUCACUCGCAGCAAAUGAUAUUACAGCAACAACAACAACAGAGGGGUUCCAAUUUUCAUAAUCCUCCAAAUAUUAUACAAGCCGGACCAGUCAAACCGGGAUUGCAAAAUCUCAAUCUCAGUUCAACCAACCCAGCUUCUUCAGGAUUUAGGCGACUAUUAUCUGAGAUGCAUACCAAGCAGUUUGAUUCCAUCCGCUUUGCAGCUUAUCGUACUGCGAGCAAGCUUAGAUUUAUUCAACAGAGAACAUUAUUUAACAUAAUGGAUUUAUGGCGUGUGGUCGAAACAUUCAGAGAAUUCGGUUUACAUCAACUGAAUGAUCCUCAAGCAAGCUUAGACUAUGCCAGUACAUUCCGUUUACUAUCACGUAUUUACUCACAUAUACCUACAACAAAUAUAAAUGUGAACACAACAACCAAUGAAACCUCAUCAAGCAAUACAACCAAUCGGUCUGUAAUUAUUAUUGCAGCUGAAAUCCUACUUGGUUGGCUCGGAUAUGCUUUAGACUUAUGUUCAACUGGUCGACUCAGUGUAAAUGGACUAAAAAUAACCUUGUCAACGUUAACUAAUGCCAGACCAGCUGAUAAAUUUCGAUAUCACUUCACUCUCUUAUCAGAUCCCUCUGGCGCACUAAUUUUCUCGAAAUUUGAGGCUUAUUUACAAGAUCUACUCAAAUUGCCAAUAAGUGUAUUCGAGGGCACAAAUUUCUACUACACACCACAAGCUGCGCAAGCAAUGUUCGUUGGGCGCUCCAAAAACGUGGUUCUUGAAGAAUUUUUGGAUCGUAUGCUAUCUGAUCAAGGAUCACAAGUACUAGUAUGGCUUACAAUUUUUCAUCGACUAAUCAGUGUAGCGAAUAUCCGACACAAUGUACGAUGUGAAGGCUGCAAACGUGAACCGAUUAACGGUCUACGCUACAAAUGUACUCGAUGUCCCCACUAUAAUUUAUGCCAAGACUGUUUUUGGAUUGGUGUUACCACUGAUCAGCAUACAAAUGCACAUGAUGUAAAAGAAUAUAGUGCUGCAUCGAAAUCUCAUUCCCGUCAGUUUGGGCAUUCUUUGAGAAAAUCAUUUCAAUUUGGACGGGCUAUUACUAACACCACGUCAUCAAAUGUUGUUACCACAUCUUUCACAAGUAGCUUCAGUGAACGUCAGAAAUUUUCAGGCAUGAAUGUUGUGCGUCGUCCACAUGUAGGAUCUAUAUUUGAAUGGAAUUCAGACCCUACUGUGCCAGCCGGUAUUGUUUCUUGCGUAAACGGCAUUGCGUCAGCUGUACAGCCGUCCUCCGUACCGAUUAAUGUUACUAUGGGUGUUUCUACAGGAUAUCUCCCAGGGUAUUCUGUUUCAAAUCAGAGAUUCAUGGCACCAGUGAAUACUAUUUGCAGUCCACUACCAAAUCGGCGCUUACAACAACUCAAUCCUGUAUUUUUGGCAACUCGACCAAAUACUAACAUAUCUAACUUCCCAUAUGCAACUUCCCAAUCUGUACAAGUUCAGCCUGCUGUUAACAGAUCAAACGAAUUAAAUCAAGGAUCAAAUAGUGUUGCACAAAACAUAGUAGCCGUUACCUGCUACACAAAUAUGAUUCAGCAACAAGACAUGAUUGCUGCAGAGUAUACGAGAGCAGGACACAGUAUUCCGUAUUCUGAAGUACCUCCCGAUUCACACAUGUCCAAUCUAUCAGGAGCGAAUUAUCAACCACUGCCUAUAUCAUGUUACUCUCAACCUACCACAGAUGUUUAUUCAAUGGGCGGUAAUCAACAACACCAGUUAACUACUACAACGACUUCACAGACAACUACUAUACAAUCUACUUCCAUUGUAUCUGUAAAUAAUAAUGAUAAUUUAAUUAAUUCAAGUAUGGGAACUAGUUUCUCGUUAAAAAUGCAUAAUCUUGAUCAAAAGUCUAAUGAAGAACAUAAUUUAAUUGCUAGAUAUGCUGCCCAGUUAGCUGCUGCUUCAGCAUUGAAUCAAGAAUUCGAUAAAUUAGGUGAUUUUGUUGAAUCGACACAAACGCAGAAACAGUUGAUUGCUCAACUACAAGAAAAAAACAGAAAAAUACUCAAAGAAAUUGAACGAUUACGAGUUGAGCAACAAAAACAAGCGGCAUUUAUUGCUGCUGCUGGUUCUCUUAAAAAUGAUUCCUCAGAAGUACAAGACGUUUGUGACGAAAGUGCUGGUACACUUAGCCCAACAAACUUAAAACAAUAUUUAAAAUCGGACAAUUUAUUGUCCUCUGGAGUUGGAAACUCACUGAAUUCAGAAAAUCCCCGUUUGGUUGCUGAUCUACAGGCUUUGCGCCAAAGAAAAGAUGAGUUAGAGUCAAGAAUGAGUAAUCUACAGCGUAGUCGAACGGAUUUGAUGUUACAAUUAGAAGUAUUGGUAAGACUUUUAUCUGUUAGUACAGGAGUCGCCAAUGCACGUGAUAGCGAUCCUUCAGUAUUACUUGAUCUAAGUGAUAUUCGCCAAACGGGUCAUAAUUCUCGACUGAAUCAAAAAGUUUCCAAUUAUCCGCCAAGACGAAGUACAAGUUUAUGUCAGCCAACAGUUGGGAGAAGUUAUCAAGAAAAUAUCUCUGUGGAAAGUAGAUAUGACGAAACAAAUGGUGUUCAUCAAAAACCCGGUUCCUCGGAUAAUACGGGUAAAAUAUUUUCCCCUCUAAAAACAAUUACGGUUGAAGAAAAAGGUGGACAAUGGAAUUUUAAAUUUCCUGACGAUAAAAAGCAUGAGUUGCAUUCACCCUCAUCAAUUUUGUACAGACAUUCACCUGAACUUGGUCCUCAACGAUCAUCAGAUACUGUGGUUGAAAAGUACAAGGAUCUAUUAUAUAAAGGAACGAGUACACAAAUUGGAGCUUCAAAAUCAUUAAGAGUACAUUUUGGUGGAAGAAGACCCUAUGUGGGAGCAUUUUCAGUUGAUGAUAAAACGGAGCUUUUUAGUCAUAAUUCAGUAAAUAUGAACAGAUUAUCAUCAAAUCAUUCAUCACAACAUACAAAUCAUUCGGAUAGUGGAUCGGAUGCCUAUUUAUAUUCAGAUCCUGAAUUGUGCUUUACAAUCGUUGCAUCAACCUGUGGUUCAUCACAAUCUGGCGUAUCAGCUCCGCAAAGAACAUCUCAAUUAUCACAAUUCCUUUCGAUAACUCCGUCAACUGCUAAAAGUUCAGAUAAAUCUAAAGGUUUUCUAGAACUUUUAACUAAUAAAACUAUAACAACAACUACCAUUGUAGAUAAUUAUGAAUAUGCUGGUUUACAGUCAUCACCAAUAUCUCCAUUAUCAUAUUCAUCAAAUGAACACAUUCGAAAUAUGAGAGCUAAUGUUAUAUCAAACAUUCCAACUACAACUAAUCCUUAG